CGAAUUGUGCAGAAGCGAUCAGUCAUGACAGUCACGUCGGAGUGGUAGUAUAUAUCGUCCGCCCUCCAGUCCCGGGGUUCAGUAUCUGUUCUUUCGAGUGUCGUGAGUGUUUAAAAUCGAGUCAUGACGUGGUCGAGGACUUCCGCGUGGGUGAUUGUCAUUUUGGCAGUGUCCUUCCACACUUGCACGGGAAUUUGGUAUGGGAUUAAGAAGACCCCUAAAGGAGACACAACUGCUGGUGAGAGGUGCUUCUGCCAGUUAAAAGGAGUAAUAGAUGACUGUUCCUGUUCUGUGGAGACUUUAGACAGCUUCAACAACCUGAAGCUGUAUCCACGCCUGAAUAGCCUCCUGCAGUAUGACUACUUUAGGUACUGGAAGGUAAGCAACUGGCCAGAGUACCAUGUAUGGAAUUGCACUAACACUGAAGAGUUAUUUGAAGAUUUUGUCAAGGGUUUCCCAAAAUCAAGAGUCUGGGCAAAUGUCGCCGGGUAAAAAUGAACAAAAAAU
This is a messenger RNA of Penaeus indicus, 507 nucleotides long. Its product is annotated as ERO1-like protein alpha. The transcript is spliced from 2 exons. Bases 124 to 492 code for a protein of 122 amino acids. The record is from RefSeq and is a predicted model, not a curated record. Lineage: Eukaryota; Metazoa; Arthropoda; Malacostraca; Decapoda; Penaeidae. Gene Ontology annotation, cellular component: endoplasmic reticulum; endoplasmic reticulum membrane. Gene Ontology annotation, molecular function: FAD binding; thiol oxidase activity; protein-disulfide reductase activity. Gene Ontology annotation, biological process: protein folding in endoplasmic reticulum.